Messenger RNA from Gaeumannomyces tritici R3-111a-1, 600 nucleotides. RefSeq lists its product as hypothetical. The transcript has 2 exons. The record is from RefSeq and is a predicted model, not a curated record. The coding region runs from base 1 to 600 and encodes 199 amino acids. Lineage: Eukaryota; Fungi; Ascomycota; Sordariomycetes; Magnaporthales; Magnaporthaceae.
AUGACCGCACUCAAGGCCACCGUUCACGCCCUCGCCCUCGCCCUCGCUACCACAAUCCCUAGUGCCACGCUAGGAUUCGCCGCACCAAAGGGGCCCGAGCCCAUCGAGUCCCUCCUGCGACCGGAAGCCGCCGCGGCAGCCCGGGAAUAUCAUCCGGGGCACGACAACCGCGGCGCACGUGAAGCGACCACAUCCAGACCCGUCAUCGCCCACCACACCAUUGUCGACAUGGCGACAGCCUCGCCCCCGAUCCAGACCGUCGGCCCGCUCGCAGGCGGCUACACGCUAACGUGCACCAUGUACGACAUGUGGAACGGCGUGGAGGAGGACCAGGAUGGCCACCUGCUCCGCUGCUACUGCGUCGGCCCCUACAACCCGUACACGUGGUCGACGGUGCACCUGAAUGAGAGGCUCGGAAACGACAACGGCCGCUUCGUUUGGUACUCCAAGGACUACCGCGGCUCAUGCGACAAGACCAUCCUCUGGAAGCAGCGCUAUUACAUGGCCAACUGCCUCAUGCUGAACGGCCAGGUGACGCUGGCCGAGAUCGACCUCAAUCUCUACAUACGCAACAUCAAUGGCAGCCUGGUGAUGAUGUGA